AUGGGAGAAACAGUCGCAUGUCCGAUCUGCGGGAGUACCCUUUCUGAGGAUGACAUCAACGCCCACUUAGACAGAUGCUGCGUAAAGACACCGACAAAACCUUCGAAGCAGAAUGGAUCGAUCGCGGGAUCGAGACCAAAGCCUAUCGCACCUAUAUUCCUACAUAAAAGGCCACCCUCUCCUAUUGCUACUCCAAAGUCACCUCCCCUCAAACGGGCAAGACCAUCCGCAUCCCACACCUCCUCCUCCUAUCAAUCCCAUCCCUCCUCCUCUGCAUCCCAUCCCCGAUCCACGCCAUUUCACUCCUCCGCACCGAUACACUCUCCCCACACCAUCAAGAACAGUACUUCCUCAAACCUCCUCGCUGCCCAGCCCCUUGCAGAACGCCUUCGCCCACAAACAUUAGACGACUUUGUAGGACAAGAAGAUGUUGUUGGUCCUGGAAGUCUCUUGCGCGGAUUGAUGGAGAAAGAAGGGAGUACUGGCGUAGGGAGCUGUGUACUGUGGGGUCCUCCAGGAACAGGGAAGACGACCCUUGCCCGCAUCCUGGCACAUAAGAGCGACGCGGUGUUCAAAGAGCUCAGCGCGACAAGCAGCGGCACAGCCGACGUCCGGGGAAUAUUCGAAGAAGCCAAGAACCUCUUAAAGCUCACUGGAAGGAGAACGAUAUUGUUCGUGGAUGAGAUACAGAGAUUCAAUAAGGCUCAGCAAGACUUGUUCUUGCCCUAUGUGGAGAACGGGUGGAUUCAGCUUCUUGCGGCCACCACAGAAAACCCAUCGUUCAAGGUCAACGGUGCACUUCUCUCCCGAUGUCGCGUCUUCGUCCUCCAUUCCUUGACAUACGAAAACCUGCUCCAGAUCCUCUGUAACGCCGUCUCUCGCAUAAGCUCCAGCACCUCCCCCUCGACAAGUGCGCCCGCGCGACCAAUACCAGACCAGAUCCUGGAACGGAUUGCCCGCCUCUCAGCAGGCGACGCGCGCACCGCGCUCUCAGCACUCGAACUAGUCCUCUCCGCCCCUGCCACGCUCUCUGAAGCGGCACUACUCGAGACGGUAAAACGCAGCGUUGUAGCGCGCUACGAUAGGACAGGAGACGACAGGUACGACCUCAUCUCCGCCUUGCACAAGAGCUUGAGGGGGAGUGACGUCGAUGCGGCGAUGUACUACUUAGCCAGGAUGCUCAGUGCUGGAGAAGACCCGCUGUACGUUGCGAGACGGCUGAUUGUGGUUGCGAGCGAAGAUGUAGGAUUGGCGAAUAAUGAAGCGCUACCUUUGGCCGUAUCGACCUACCAAGCAUGCCAAUUGAUCGGCAUGCCAGAAUGCAGGAUCAACCUCGCACAUUGUGUGGCCCACCUGGCGCUGAGCAAGAAGAGCACGAGAAGCUACAUGGCUUAUAAUAGGGCGGAAGCAGCUGCAAAACAAGAUACCACUGUGCCCGUUCCGAUGAACAUUCGUAACGCCCCGACGCGUCUCAUGAAAGAGCUGGGCUAUGGCAAGGGAUAUUUGUAUAAUCCUAACUUCGCACACCCAGUGCACAAUGUCUUCCUCCCCUCCACCCUCCAAGGAAGCCGGUUUUUAUGGGAAGAAGGGGAAGGCAAGACCUGGGAUGAAGAAGCCCUGCAAGACUGGGAGACAGUGGAGAACGAAGGCAGGCAAUGGGAGGGUCGGAAGGGGAGGACCGCCAUUCGCAGGGAUCUGGACAACAUUGCUGCCCGAAGAGAUGAUCGAAGAGGGGAGAUGAGGGAGGGAGGGAGCGAGUUGGAUGGGCUUUGA
Molecule: messenger RNA, 1773 nt
Organism: Dacryopinax primogenitus
Lineage: Eukaryota; Fungi; Basidiomycota; Dacrymycetes; Dacrymycetales; Dacrymycetaceae
Product: P-loop containing nucleoside triphosphate hydrolase protein
Exons: 9
Coding region: 1-1773 (590 amino acids)
Biological process (GO): DNA-templated DNA replication; DNA repair; regulation of DNA repair
Cellular component (GO): nucleus
Molecular function (GO): ATP binding; ATP hydrolysis activity; enzyme activator activity
Source: RefSeq, a predicted model, not a curated record